Messenger RNA from Pundamilia nyererei, 4681 nucleotides. RefSeq names its product itchy E3 ubiquitin protein ligase b (gene itchb). The record is from RefSeq and is a predicted model, not a curated record. Gene Ontology annotation, molecular function: protein binding; ubiquitin protein ligase activity. Gene Ontology annotation, cellular component: cytoplasm. Bases 188 to 2854 code for a protein of 888 amino acids. Lineage: Eukaryota; Metazoa; Chordata; Actinopteri; Cichliformes; Cichlidae. Gene Ontology annotation, biological process: protein K48-linked ubiquitination; protein K63-linked ubiquitination; protein K29-linked ubiquitination. The transcript is spliced from 24 exons.
CUCCACCUUGUUUCGAUCACGUGAUACGAGCUUACGAAGAUGGUGGAAGUUUCUUCUUCCUUGAAGUGAAACCCCCAACAGAAACCCAAACAUCCUGGUGAGCGAAGGCUGGGUGGACACUUUAGAUACAGCGCGUUAGUUUUACAGCUCCUCGCUCGGACUCCGGCCUUUAUACCAGCCCUAUGUCAUGGCCAGUGGAGCCACCAAGUCGGGCACUUCCAAUGGAUACCCUAUUAGGGCACAGCUACAAAUCGUUGUGCUAUCAGCAAAACUGAAAGAAAACAAGAAAAACUGGUUUGGUCCCAGUCCCUAUGUGGAAGUGACAGUCGACGGCCAGUCCAAGAAAACAGAGAAAUGUACCAACACUCACAGCCCCAAAUGGAAGCAGCCGCUCACUGUGAUCGUAACUCCAUUCAGCAAACUAGUGUUUCGUGUGUGGAGCCACCAGACCCUGAAGUCAGAUCUGUUGCUAGGGAUGGCCACGCUGGAUCUUAGUGAAACACUCAAAUCUAAUGACAUGAAAAUUUCUGAGGUGGUGCAGACCUUACAACUGUGUGCAGACAGGGACGAGUCAGACGUGGUGGGGGACCUGUCUGUCUGCCUUGACGGCAUGACUGUUGAUCCUGAUAUGUUCGCAAAAGCAGAAGCCGACCAUCACAGUACAUCAAAUGGGGAGUCGCAGCCAAAUGGUGAUCAUUCCAUAAGGCACAGUCGAGACAGCUCUCCGGCUGUGGACAGCAUAGAGCACAAGUCCUCUCCUAGUGGCCGUAGAUCAGUAAACAGCACAGGGUCUCCAUCGGUAUCUUCAACAGGGCUGAGGCCUGUUCGACCACCUAGGCCAUCUAGACCUCCGCCUCCAACCCCACGCAGACCCAACUCUUCACCAGCAUCUUCCAGCAAUGACUCUGCUGCAGCAGACUGCAGCGAUGGCCAGUCAGGUUCUGAUACCCCAGUGCGAGCGCCGGCCUCGGGUCCCUCAUCAGCCCCAGACUCAAGUCCAUCAUGGGGCUCUGACAGGAACUCCACAGUGGCCUCCGGUUCUGGAGCUGCAGCAACCAGGCAGCCGACCAGCACCAUCACCCCUGCUGUCACUCCCAGAGUCCCCGCAGUCAGCACAGGACCCUUGCCUCCUGGAUGGGAGCAGAGAGUGGAUCAGAACGGCAGGCUUUAUUAUGUUGAUCACGUGGAGAAGAAAACAACGUGGGAACGGCCUGAACCACUGCCCCAUGGCUGGGAGCGUCGUGUUGACCAAAUGGGGCGGGUCUACUUUGUUGAUCACAUGACACGUACCACCACAUGGCAACGCCCCACUGUGGAGUCAGUGCGCAAUUAUGAACAAUGGCAGCACCAGCGAAGCCAGCUGCAGGGCGCCAUGCAGCAAUUCAACCAGAGAUUUAUAUUUGGGGCCCAAGACCAGACCACAGCCACUCAAAAUAAGGAGUAUGAUCCUCUUGGGCCUCUACCACAGGGAUGGGAGAAGAGAACAGACUCCAAUGGCAGAGUUUAUUUUGUGCAUCACCCUACACGGUCAACACAGUGGGAGGAUCCAAGAACACAGGGUUUGCUGAAUGAGAAGCCCCUUCCUGAAGGCUGGGAGAUGCGCUUCACUGUAGACGGUAUUCCUUAUUUUGUCGACCACACCAGGAGAACCACCACCUACAUCGACCCCCGCACUGGAAAAUCCUCACUUGAAAAUGGACCCCAGAUCACCUAUGUUCGAGACUUCAAAGCCAAAGUACAGUACUUCAGAUUCUGGUGCCAGCAACUGGCGAUGCCUCAACACGUCAAGAUCAACGUAUCCAGAAAAACCCUGUUUGAGGACUCCUUCCAGCAGAUAAUGAGCUUAAAUGCUCAAGAUCUGCGAAGGAGGCUGUGGAUCAUCUUCCCUGGAGAAGAAGGGCUUGACUAUGGCGGUGUUUCCAGGGAGUGGUUCUUCCUGCUGUCCCAUGAGGUUUUGAACCCGAUGUAUUGCCUGUUUGAAUAUGCUGGUAAAGAUAACUACUGUCUUCAGAUCAACCCAGCCUCCUACAUCAACCCUGACCACCUCAAGUAUUUCAAGUUCAUAGGACGCUUUAUUGCCAUGGCUCUUUUCCAUGGCAAGUUCAUCGACACUGGUUUCUCACUGCCAUUUUACAAGCGCAUCCUCAACAAGCCGCUGACCCUCCACGACCUGGAGUCCAUUGAUCCGGAGUUCUACAACUCCCUCAUGUGGAUCAAGGAUAACAACAUUGAGGAGUGCGGGCUGGAGAUGUUCUUCUCUGUUGACAAGGAGAUCCUGGGGGAGAUCUCCACCCAUGAGCUGAAGCCAGGAGGAGGUGACAUCCAAGUCACAGAAGAGAACAAGGAGGAGUACAUCAGGCUGGUGGCAGAGUGGCGCCUGUCCAGAGGAGUAGAAGAGCAGACACAGGCUUUCUUUGAAGGCUUCAAUGAGGUCCUCCCUCAGCAGUACCUGCAGUACUUUGAUGCAAAAGAGUUGGAGGUCAUGCUGUGUGGUAUGCAGGAGAUUGACCUGGUAGACUGGCAAAGAAACACCAUCUACAGACACUAUGCUCGCAGCAGUAAACAGAUCGUCUGGUUCUGGCAGCUGGUGAAGGAGAUGGACAAUGAGAAGAGGAUGAGACUGCUGCAGUUCGUCACUGGUACCUGUCGCCUGCCAGUCGGAGGCUUCAAUGACCUCAUGGGAAGCAACGGUGCUCAAAAGUUCUGCAUUGAGAAGGUGGGAAAAGAAAACUGGCUUCCCAGAAGUCACACAUGCUUCAACAGACUGGAUUUGCCACCCUACAAGAGCUACGAGCAGCUGAAAGAGAAGCUGAUGUUUGCCAUUGAGGAAACGGAAGGCUUUGGACAGGAGUAAAGAAAACCAGGAGGAGCUGGGUGCAGGAGUCUGGAGGAAUGAAAAAACCCCACCGGUGUUCAAAUCAGGGAGCCUCUUUAGAAUAGGCAGGAGUUUUUGGGAGUUUGUGCUCAUGCAUGCACUCACAUGUGUAGUACUUCUAUGGGAGCAUAUGCUAGACUGUUGUCUGCAUGUUGUUGGGUUUUGGGCACGGGCCCUGCACACUGCAGUCUCAGCAGGCCUCUGCACGCCCGACAGCUUGGAGAAAUUUUUGUAUCGUUUCAAACCAAAACACGGACGCUGCUCCCGUCUCUCAGAAUGUGCACCGCUCUAUGCCCGGUGAACUCGUCCUCUGUGACAUCUGUUUAACAAGACUACAGGUUUUUUGUUUUGUGCUUUCGACUCAUAUGAUCAUGUCAGGUAAGAAGGAGGGGUUAAACUGAAAACAUCUUGACCUGACGGAGCACAAGAAGUUCCAGGAGUAAAACCUUUAAAGAGAUUGAGAGGGUCUGCUUUUUCUUCUAAAACUGACGUGAGAGUCACCAAAAAUCAUUUUUAAAUUCUGUUGUUUUAGAAUCGAACUCACACUUUGAUCUGCAUGUUAAUUAUAACAAGACCCUUUUUUUUUUUUUUCUCAAAAGUAGUGCUUCAAACUUUUACUAACAGACAAUCCUGGUGCUUCAGAGAGAUUUGGCCACAUGCCUAUUUUGCGUUCCUGCUUCUUUAGUAUUUGAUCUGGGAAUCGAUUCGAUGAUUGUGAAAAGUGUUGUAACCUCCAUUGUCUUUAGUGGUGGGAAGAGUGGAAGAGAACUUAGAGGCCCUAGUUUUAUAGGGCCAGAGUUUGCACGCUGUGAUGUGUGAUGGGGGACACUGUGGAUUAGAGUAUCCUGGGGGAGUCUUUUAAGUUAUUCAUCUUAGUAUCAGCUUUAAAAUGUUUUCCAGCUUUCUCCUUUUAUUUCACGGGAUAGUCUUGAUUAAAAAUUAAAUAAAUUAACAUCCUGAGGAAAUCCUUUUUAGUAAUUAAUGAAUCGAGAUUUGUUUUGAUGCUAUUUAAAGUUAAAAGUUUGAAAACAAGACACCAAAAUCAAGUCAAACCAAAUCAACUUUUAAAUGAUAAUGGAUAUUUUGAAUGCUCACUUAACAGCUUGAAAAUAAGCAGUUUGUAGCUUUUUGUACACGUGUAGCAUUUGAAUUGGAUCGAGCGCUUUGCCUUAGUUGAACUUUUACAAACCCUACAGCGAGAGACAAAAUGAAAGAGACAAAGCGUUUUGGAAUUGAAAAAGGUUGAAUUCUGUCUUCCCUUUUCCACUUAGAGGAACAUUUUACCUCUAAAUGCUUUUAGCAGAGAAAGCAGUUUGUAAUUCUAUAGUUUGUGGAUUUGGGUAAUUCUAAGAAAAACAGAAUUUUAAAACUGUGCGAGGCAUUGUACUGCUUCAAGGAAAAAAAAUAAGUCAUGAAUUCCUGGGAAGAAGAAGUCUGAGAUUAAAGUGGUAAAUUUAUAAGAGGGGGAGGGGUGAGCCCGGACUUCAAAUUCAGACUCGAGACGACACCACCUGCAGGUUCGUGCCUGCAGUGUAUCACAGCUGACAAUUAUGGUCACAAAAUGACCUUCUCAUUAUAAACAUCUGCACUUUGAAGAUACUCGCCCAUGAUUCAGGCCUGUUCAAAUGAAAAUAACAUACAGACCGAGAUGCUGUGAUAGUUGUUAUCACAGACCAGCACUCUGUAAUGUGACCACUUCUUAACAAAACGUUUUUUUUUCUCCUAAAAUAACCACUUUAAUCUCAGACGGGAUCUUGAUUUUUAUUUUUAUUUUUUUUUAAAUCCUGCAUUAUUUUUAAUGUCAUG